Molecule: messenger RNA, 611 nt
Organism: Jaminaea rosea
Lineage: Eukaryota; Fungi; Basidiomycota; Exobasidiomycetes; Microstromatales
Exons: 5
Coding region: 146-490 (114 amino acids)
Biological process (GO): microtubule-based process; cilium assembly
Cellular component (GO): cytoplasmic dynein complex
Molecular function (GO): dynein intermediate chain binding; dynein light intermediate chain binding
Source: RefSeq, a predicted model, not a curated record
CAAUUCAUCACAGUCACCGCGACCACCAUUACCGUCACCAUCAUUGCCCUUCUGUGACGCGCACGCCUGGCGCGACCAACACGUUGAGCAGAGCCGCACACCUUACUUCAAGAAGCUCACUUACAUCGCCCCAGCGCACUUCACCAUGACGGACGUCGACAGCAAGGCGCCCAACGGCUCUAACCAGGCUGCAGGUAGCAGCCCAGCGGCUGGCGGGUCGGCCGCUCUGCCCAAGCAGGCCAUCAUUAAGAACGUUGACAUGAGCGAGGAGAUGCAGCAGAUCACCGUUGACAUUGCGCAAGAUGCCUUGAGCAAAUUCACACUGGAGAAGGACAUUGCUGCUCACGUCAAGAGGGCUCUGGACCAGAAGCUCGGGCCCACAUGGCACGCCGUUGUUGGGAAGAUGUUUGGUUCGUACGUCACGCAUGAGACGCAGCACUUCAUCUACUUCUACCUCGGCCAGACUGCCUUCUUGCUCUGGCGAGCCUAAGAGCAGAAAGCACGGCUGUCUCAAAGAAACACCGUGAACGUGGGCGGUGGGCAUCAAGAAUGACCAAGACUGGACUUGUGGGGAGACAUACCGCGACGACGGUGGGGGGAGGAUCUGCGGG